GUAUUAGUGCCCGAAGUAGCGAAUUACGAUCUCCAAUCAGUGACAUUGACAGUUUUGAUGGAGUUUUUCCUUCGUUCAUUCACCAUUACGGACCCUCAACAAUAACAUAAGUUUCUAAAGGCAUUGAAAAUACUGCCCGUCUUUUUUGUAUUACUUUAAUUGGCUUAUUACACAGGUGAAAGGAUAAUCAAGCUAUCACAGUUGGAAUACAUAAAAAGCUGAAAAUCCUAAUCACGUGUGCCACACGUACUAUUGUACAUUUUAGCCAUGGAAGUAAACAAAGACGAGGCAAGACGGUGCAUUGACAUCGCACUCAUGGCCUUCAAGUUCGGCAAUAUGGAGAAGGCUCAAAAGUUCGCAGAGAAAUCCAGGCGACUAUUUCCCCUCAAAGAAGCCGACGAUUUGAUACGGAUUAUUCGGAACCUUGCAUCCUCCUCAACCAGCAAGCCCAAGCCAACGACACCGACUUCAGGCGACGAAGGUACCCGUCGAAGAACGACCACCAAGGAGAAACCACAGGAACCGAAGCUCAAUGUAGAUUACACUCAAGAACAGUUGGACGCUGUCAAGCGGAUUAAGAAGUGUAAAGAUUUCUACGAAGUACUGGGCGUUAAAAAGGAAUCUACCGACUCUGAAAUUAAAAAGGCCUACAAAAAAUUGGCCCUGCAGUUGCACCCGGAUAAAAACAAAGCGCCAGGAUCAGUGGAAGCUUUCAAAGCUCUUGGAAACGCUGUCGCCAUUCUCACGGAUGUUCAGAAACGCAAAGAGUACGACCUAUAUGGAGGUCAAGAGAAUUCCAACAAUCAUCGUUCCAACCACUCCAGUAGCGGGGGAUCUAAUCAGUAUGAAUACACCUUCGGCCGAAGCUUCGAGUCGGAUAUCAAUCCAAACGACCUGUUCAACAUGUUCUUUGGUGGGGGCUUUCCGCCGCAACAUGCUCGCGGCCGCAAUCGUUUUCAAUCUAACGAAUCGCAAUCUGGCAGCCAGCCGAGCCUGAUCUUCGGGCUAGUGCUCUGCUUCAUUGUUGUAUCGAUGCUGUCGACGUUCUUUGCUUCGGACCCACUCUACAGCCUUCAGCAAACCCCUAAAUACUUCGUAGAGCGUCGCACCUUGAACUUCAAAAUCCCAUACUACGUGAAGGAAUCGUUCGUAAGCGAGUACCAGGGUUCGCUCAGCCGGCUAGAGCACUCCGUCGAAGAGGAAUACAUUCUAUACAUGAAACGGAACUGCUUUAACGAACGUAAUUAUCGGGACGCCAUGAUGGUCCGGGCCAAGAACUUCGGUAGCCGAACACAACUCAACCAAGCCCAACAGCUGAAAAUGCCGUCUUGUGACGCUCUAUAUAAGUUGGGAAUCGGUCGGGUUAAUUACUAAAGCAGUUUUUUUUCUUUCUACGGACGCGUUUAUCCUAAAUCAGAAUUAGAUUGGUUUCUCAUUAAUGUACGGUAUUACAGGCUUCAUUGCUGCUCAUGAAAUAUAGGUCAAUGGUAGGUGGAAAGCUUAGGGACGACGCAGGAUGCCAAAGAUCCAAUAUAUCUCGUUAUGUUCUGAUGAAUGUUCAAAGAACAUAUUUCGCCUUUUUCGUACAACGAAGUUUUGUCUGGUAGUCGACCAUGGCGUUCAAAAAUUAUGAACGUAUAUCGUAUUAAUGGCUGGUGUCUUGUAUAAUAACAAGAAAAGCAGUAACAUCACUAGGCGGAUACAUGUUUUAUUUUAAAUAAUUUAGUACCGAUUAUAGCUUCUAAUUACAAACACCAGCUACAUGAUACCGAUUUUGUGAAAUAACUGAUGAUGCACUGUCAUUUAUACUUCGCCUUCUACUUCAAUAGCACUCUACAUUCCAACCGGUACUUUUCCUUCAACUUAGUUUUCUAUCUUAAGCGUGGAUGGGUGAAUCUUCUCGCGAUUUCCAGCAUAACAUACAGUAUUGAAUUCGGCCAAAACUGAAUAGGCGUCAUAGUUCUUCAUCGUAAUUGGUGCCAUCUUGCUUCAAUUUAAUGUUUUUUCGAUGUUUCUCCAUGCAUUUUUCCAUAUGAACUUCCGGCCCAUCAAUAAAUUUAAAAUAGUUUUUUUUAUACUAAUUUGAGCCACUCUAGCAGAGUAUUUGGUUUUUUGUGUAAUAUUGCAGAUCAUUUUGUUUUUUUUUCUCUAAGCUUAAAAGUGCAAUCAAUCACGACACUAUUUUUUUUCUUACAAUGAUCGACUAAGAUAACUCUCUCUUGUGUCUUUCGCUUUUAUUUUGGCAAGAGCUUGAUUAGUACACAUUACACACACAUACAGACAUCACUUCAAUUCGUCGAAGACACUUUGAAUCUUCAGGCAUCCUAUCAAAAAAUAAUUUAAUUGGGGAAUAUAUAGCCGCUCAGUGUACGAGAAAGGUCAAAAUUAUUUUGUAGAUAUAUUUAUUCAACAUUCCUUUAGUGAAUCAAUGCGGGAGCUCUAUCAGCAAGCUUUAAUAAAUGAAUCAUAACGUCUAAUAACA
Molecule: messenger RNA, 2482 nt
Organism: Armigeres subalbatus
Lineage: Eukaryota; Metazoa; Arthropoda; Insecta; Diptera; Culicidae
Product: dnaJ homolog subfamily B member 12-like
Exons: 3
Coding region: 268-1374 (368 amino acids)
Biological process (GO): cellular response to misfolded protein
Cellular component (GO): endoplasmic reticulum membrane
Molecular function (GO): Hsp70 protein binding
Source: RefSeq, a predicted model, not a curated record